Alternaria rosae is the source of this 1707-nucleotide messenger RNA. RefSeq lists its product as uncharacterized. NCBI's taxonomy places the organism in Eukaryota, Fungi, Ascomycota, Dothideomycetes, Pleosporales, Pleosporaceae. Gene Ontology annotation, molecular function: oxidoreductase activity. The transcript has 5 exons. The record is from RefSeq and is a predicted model, not a curated record. Bases 283 to 1401 code for a protein of 372 amino acids.
GCUAAUGCUGAUCAGCGAAUCCUCAAUGGCUCUGUGUCUUCCGCUCCACAGACUCGGUGCAACAACGUUGAAGGUACCGCGACAGAAGCACGACUCGUGAACUAACGUGACAUAAGAUCUGCAAGGCAGACCCGUUCAGCAUUGUUUCACUGUAUCCAAAGAGGUCUGAUUUCUGCCAUAUUUCGGCUACAUACACAUAUCGUGGAUUCCCUAUAUAGGUACCGUUUCGUUCUGCAGUAGCUAUUGGAUCCACGCCACACUCGUUUCUUGAAUUUCAUCAUCAUGCAUCUAUCAGCCCUACUUUCGUUAACGAUUGCUUCGCUAUGUAGCGCACUUCCUGUUAAUGAGACUGCAGGUAGCUGCUCCAAUCCGCGCGUCAGGAAAGAGUGGCGCACGCUGAACGCUUCUGAACAGAACGCCUAUAUUGAUGCCGUUCAAUGUCUGAAGAGGGCACCUUCCAAGGGGACCGAGGUAUUCGGCACUCUGAAGACCAGAUUUGACGACUUUGUCGCCUUACACAUCAACGCUACGCGAGGCGGUCAAGAUGUUCCCUCACUCGCCAAUGAUCCUGAAUCUGCUGGCAACAUCACAAUCUACGGUAUUCACACGGUUGGUGUCUUCCUACCUUGGCACCGCUACGCCAUAUGGGUCUUCGAAUCUGUGCUUCGCUCCGAAUGCAACUACACUGGUGCACAACCCUACUGGGACUGGACUCUCGACAACCCGUCCACCAACGCCAAUGGCUCCAUUUACACCUCACCUGUGCUGAAGGCUUUUGGUGGCAACGGUUCCGACACAAAUGGUUGCAUAAAGGACGGCCUAUUCGCUGGAAAUACAUCUUUGAACAUUGGGCCUGUCGAAUCGCUGGCGUCAAACCCGCGCUGCUUGACGCGUGCUGUUGACUUUGAUCUGUUUAACGGAAGUACCGGCUGGGAAGACAUCUACCCGGCGACCAUGGAAGCAAAGAACCAUUACCAGCUCCAGGCCUUCAUCGAUGGAUUAAGUUUCGUCAAAGAUGAGGACAAGAUCCGUACAAGCGCAUUCCAGUCGCCGCAUGGUCUAGGACACAUGGCUAUUGGUGGUGAUAUCAGCGACAUCUACUCCUCCCCCAAUGAUCCACUCUUCUGGCUUCAUCAUUGCCAGCUCGACUACAUGUGGACACUCUGGCAGAGCCGCGAUCCCGCCCGUCUGACUGACAUCGACGGCCCAAGGACGAUAGAGGGCUUUGGACCUCCUGCUGACGCUGUCGAGCAGACUACACUAGAUACACCGGUGUGGAUGGGGUUCAUGGCCGAAGAUGUUGCCGUUCGUGCGGUCCUGGAUACGUUGAACCAAGAAGGUGAGGGCGUGCUGUGCUACAAAUAUGAGGACUCACCGUCGGUAGCUGGGCGGGAGUUCUAAGCUCUUGUAACUGAACAGCUAGCAACUUUCUGUACAUGUUAUUCUCAUUCAUCCCUCUCAUAUUGAAGGAUUGGCUAUAUUCUCCAUACUCAAUGUGCCAGUUCGGCCUUGCCGUUUUUCAUCAUCGCAACCCAUCGAGCUUCUUUGUAUAGAACAAGCGCCACGUAUCUACUCACUGCGCAAUAUGAUUAUCAAUCUGAUACUCCUUUUUGUAUCCCUUCCACCUCCUGUUGUUCGUAGUCAACUGAGCCACCAUCGACAUGCUGAGCGUGGCCUGCCUUCUCUCCAACCCCAAACUCUCUUAAG